Messenger RNA from Prinia subflava (tawny-flanked prinia), 3011 nucleotides. It is a transcript of the gene ATG4B, whose product is annotated as autophagy related 4B cysteine peptidase. NCBI's taxonomy places the organism in Eukaryota, Metazoa, Chordata, Aves, Passeriformes, Cisticolidae. Gene Ontology annotation, molecular function: protein-phosphatidylethanolamide deconjugating activity. The record is from RefSeq and is a predicted model, not a curated record. The transcript has 13 exons. The coding region runs from base 147 to 1328 and encodes 393 amino acids.
UGACGAGCCCACUGCCAGCCAAUGGGCGCGGAGGCCGGCGCUGAGCGGCGCUCGCAUUGGCCGGGAGCGGCGGGUCGCGCCUGCAGCCGCGCAGGGCCGCGCCGGGCGUGAGUGUCGGCGGCGGCCGCAGCCUCGGCGGGGCCGCCAUGGACGCAGCUACUCUUACCUAUGACACCCUCAGGUUUGAGUAUGAAGACUUCCCUGAGACCAAAGAACCUGUUUGGAUCCUUGGCCGGAAAUACAGUGUUUUUACAGAGAAGGAAGAGAUCCUGUUGGAUGUGACCUCUCGCCUUUGGUUCACCUACAGAAAGAACUUCCCUGCUAUUGGAGGAACUGGUCCCACCUCUGACACGGGCUGGGGCUGCAUGCUGCGCUGUGGCCAGAUGAUCUUUGCUCAGGCCUUGGUCUGCAGGCAUUUGGGAAGAGACUGGAGGUGGAUAAAAGGGAAGAGGCAGAUGGAUAAUUACUACAACGUUCUUAAUGCCUUCAUUGACAAAAAAGACAGCUACUACUCCAUUCACCAGAUAGCCCAGAUGGGAGUCGGGGAGGGGAAAUCCAUAGGCCAGUGGUACGGACCAAACACGGUUGCGCAGGUGCUCAAAAAACUUGCAACUUUUGAUACGUGGAGUUCCCUGGCAGUGCACAUAGCCAUGGACAACACAGUGGUGAUGGAAGAAAUCCGGAGGCUGUGCCAGUCCAAUGUGCCGUGUGCUGGAGCUGCAGCGUGCCCUGCCCUGGACUCAGACGUGCUCUAUAACGGGUGCCCAGAGGACGUGGGGCUCCGGGAGAGGCCCAGCCUGUGGAAACCACUGGUGCUGCUCAUACCUCUCCGCCUCGGGCUCACAGAGAUCAAUGAAGCCUAUAUUGAAACACUAAAGCACUGCUUCAUGAUGCCCCAGUCCCUGGGAGUGAUCGGAGGGAAGCCAAACAGUGCUCACUACUUCAUUGGCUAUGUAGGUGAGGAGCUCAUUUACCUGGAUCCCCACACCACGCAGCCGGCGCUGGAGCCCGGCGACAGCGGCUGCCUCCCCGACGAGAGCUUCCACUGCCAGCACCCUCCGUGCAGGAUGAGCAUCGCCGAGCUCGACCCCUCCAUCGCCGUGGGCUUUUUCUGCAACACAGAGGCAGACUUUAAUGACUGGUGCCAGCAAAUCAAAAAGCUGUCCCUGGUCAGAGGAGCGCUGCCCAUGUUCGAGCUGGUGGAACGCCAGCCCGCACACUUCUCCAACCCUGACGUCCUGAAUCUCACACCAGACUCCUCUGAUGCCGACAGAUUGGAAAGGUUCUUUGACUCGGAAGAUGAAGACUUUGAAAUCCUGUCCCUUUGAAGACAAAUAGGAAACUGACUCUGCAAAUUUGUGUAUGUGUGGGGAGAAGGGGGGAGGGAAGCUCCUUCGAGAGCCUGGGGCUACCGGUUUUCAUAGGCGCUUGCUGCCAUCCCUGCCUCCCGUCCAUCCUGGCAUUCCGUGCAGCCUCGGAGCGGAGCGCGCAGUGUCUGCAGUGGGAUGAAGAACCCAGAGGGUGUUACAGCCUUACUGGCUGCAGCUGGAAUUUCUCAGCAGCAAACAGUUGCUGGAAGUGGAUGCAGUGGUGCUUAGGAGUUCAAAGCCUAUCUGUUACAUCAGCAGGUCAGCUGGGCCUCCCGGGGGAGGCACGGAAAUCGUUAGAGCGCUGAAUCCUUCCAUGGGGACUCCCCUCUGAAGCUUAAGUAGAACCCACCCAUCAUUUAGCAGGAGAAACGUCCAGUUAAUGCCUUUAGCAGCUUCCCUUCUCACUGGCCAACCUGGACUGCAGCUCACAAUGCCAGGGAACAGCAGCCACGUCCCACAGACAGCUGUGAAGCCUCCGGAGUGCACGUCCCUACGGUACAACUCCUGUUCAUGCUCUGCAGGACACUCAGCACUACCUCUCCUGUUCACACCCUAUGGAAAGGGAAUUGAGGGAACUUCUAAGUGACUGGGAAUUCCAUAAGUGAAGUGUGGAGCAGUGCUGUGCUGCUGGGGAGCAUCUCAAUCCCAGUCUAAAUAACAGAAGGAAUGGAAGAAUAGAAAAUGUGUGUGUUGCUCAGUGAGUCAAUCCAUGUGCUUCUACAGUGGAAUAGUCUCUACAGGAAGUACCUUCAGGAAAGCUGCUUUGAACAGAAAACUGAAUUCUACAACCCUGGAAAAAUGAGUCCCGAGCUGGGAGAGCUGAAACAGGGCAGCAGAGAUCUGCCAGCCAUGUGCCAGGCUUCUUCUGCUUGUCCCCCAGUGUGCUGGCAUGGUGACUAGGGAGUGAUGUUGUCCUGCCAAAAACCCAAGCUGUAAAACCUCUUGAGGUGCCCUGGGUGGGUUGGUCAGCACUUCCUCCAGCUACUCCUGUCAGACAUUCCCUUUCCAAAGCAGAAGAGAUGCCUGAAGGUUGAGCAGGUUUCCGAGCUGUGUCAGUCCCUUGCCUCUGCCCACUCCCCUCCCUGUGGAAUGUGCCCAGAGGUGCUGUAGGAGCUAACCUGGAGAAACCCCUGUCAGGUAACCAUCCCAAGAAGGGCAGAAUGCCUUGAGAAGGUCCAAAUAUACUGGAAAUUUCAGAUACUCUAAGAUGUUAGCUCUGCCUAGGGCCCUUCUCCAGAAAGGUAAAGUGUGGAGGAGAGCUGUCUCCAUGCACACUGCAAGGGAAGUUGCUGCUGUAGUUUCCUUGGUGCGUGCUGCACACUGCAACCCUGUUUACAAGGCUUUGUGCAUUCAGGUUUGGUAUGUCAGAUGAGGGUGGUGUGCCCAAGGGUGGUGCCACCAGGUUAGAAAUGACCUGUUUCCCCUGUGACUGACCUACUGAUGCUCUAACUGUCCCUGUGAUACCCGAAAGCAGAGGUUUGAACUGGGAACCACAAUGCUUCUGUCACUAAAUUAUUAUUUGCUGCUUUCUGCCUGCUUCUCUUCUCUCUUGUAGUCAGGGGAAGAGGCAGCAGAGGAAGUGGGGCUGUGCUCCAUUCAUCUGCUUUCAAUUUCUAUCUGAAUAAACAGAUGUAAAAUCUU